ACAGCCAGGGGCGGACUGACCAUUUGGAAACUCAGGCACUGCCUGAGGGCCCAGGGUCAGUAGGGGGCCCCAUGAGAUGCCCCUGGUACCUUUUUCAUAGGCUUUUUUGAGUUUGGGCAAGGACACAGGGGCCCCAUGAUCCCCUAUUGCUCGGGGGCCCCAUGAGUUGUCAGUCCACCCCUGCCCAUAGUCCAGACCUCAGUGCCGUCAGUCAGUGCUACCCAUCAGUGCCAACUAUCAGUGCCCAUCCUUGCUGCCUAUCAGUG
Molecule: messenger RNA, 266 nt
Organism: Staurois parvus
Lineage: Eukaryota; Metazoa; Chordata; Amphibia; Anura; Ranidae
Source: the annotation of a GenBank genome assembly